GCCACCAUCGGCGUCGAGUUCCAGACCCAGCUCGUCGACAUCGACGGCAAGGAAAUCAAAGCCCAGAUCUGGGACACCGCCGGCCAGGAGCACUUCGGGGCCGUCACCUCCGCCUACUACCGCGGCGCCGUCGUGCCCUCGUCGUCUACGACAUCACCCGCCGUCGGCUUCGAUUUCCAGCAGCAGCUGAAAUCUCCCUGCCGAAUUCCACUUCCACAGCGGCCUAGUCUAUGA
This is a messenger RNA of Linum tenue, 234 nucleotides long. NCBI's taxonomy places the organism in Eukaryota, Viridiplantae, Streptophyta, Magnoliopsida, Malpighiales, Linaceae. The record is from the annotation of a GenBank genome assembly.